AUACAUUGAAAGCUUUGUUUUUUUUCUCUCUCUUGUAACGUUGCAAUGCAGAGAUCUGGGUAUGGUUCUGAUGGAAUAUACAGGUCUCCGAGACCUUCUCUCGUGUUACCUAAGGACCCUAACCUCUCUUUCGUUUCAAACCUUUUCACAAACGUUUCUUCCUUUCCCACCAAACCCGCUCUCAUCGAUGCUGAUUCCUCCGAAACUCUAAACUUCGCAGAGUUAAAGUCCUUGGUCGUGAAAAUCUCACACGGUCUUCUCCGCCUUGGCAUAAACAAAAACGACGUCGUUCUCUUCCUCGCACCAAACAGCAUCCACUACCCUGUUUGCUUCCUCGCCGUCGUUUCCCUCGGCGCCAUCGUCUCCACCGUCAACCCAACCUACACCGCCGCCGAAGUUUCAAAGCAAGUGAAGGAUUCCAAUCCCAAGCUUGUAAUCACCGUCGCUGAAUUAUGGGAAAAAGUCAAAGACUUCAACCUCCCCAGUGUCUUUCUGGAUUCCCUCGCGACAUCAUCAUCAUCAUCGGAUCAUCCCGAGGUCACGAGUUUCAAGGCGUUGGUUGAACUCGGUGGGUCCCAGACAGAGUUUCCGACCAACAACGUUAAACAGAGCGACACGGCGGCGCUUUUGUACUCGUCGGGGACGACGGGUAUGAGCAAGGGUGUGGUUCUGACGCAUGGGAAUUUCAUUGCUGCUUCUGCCAUGAUUACGAUGGACGAUGAUUUGGAUGGAGAGAUGCACAAUGUUUUCCUCUGUGUUCUGCCUAUGUUUCAUGUCUUCGGGCUUGCGGUUAUUACCUGCGCUCAGCUUCAGAGAGGGAGUGCUGUGGUGUCUCUGAAGAGGUUCGAGUUCGAAGUUGUUUUGAAGACUAUUGAGAAGUAUAGAGUUACGCAUUUAUGGGUUGUGCCUCCCAUUAUGCUUGCUUUUGCGAAACAUAGUUUGGUUGACAAAUAUGAUCUUUCCUCGUUGAAGCAAAUUGGUUCUGGUGCUGCACCUCUUGGCAAAGAUUUGAUGGUUGAGUGUGCCAAACGUUUCCCUCGUGUCAACAUUUCUCAGGGCUACGGUAUGACUGAAACUUCUGGGGUUGUUUCUAAGGAGCAUUCAAGGAUAGGGAAUCGGCAUUCUGGUUCAACAGGAGUGCUUGUUGCAGGAGUGGAAGCUCAAAUAGUCAGUGUGGAUACACUGAAACCCCUCCCUCCUGGACAGCUGGGGGAGAUUUGGGUACGGGGUCCUAAUAUGAUGAAAGGUUAUCACAACAAUCAAGACGCCACAAGAUUGACCAUAGAUAAAAAGGGGUGGGUUCAUACUGGAGAUCUUGGAUAUUUUGAUGAGGACGGACAACUUUUUGUUGUUGAUCGUAUCAAAGAACUGAUCAAGUAUAAAGGUUUUCAGGUUGCACCAGCAGAACUUGAAGGGCUUCUUGUUUCGCACCCGGAAGUACUUGAUGCUGUUGUAAUCCCGUAUCCGGACGCCGAAGCUGGCGAGGUUCCAGCUGCCUAUGUUGUUCGUUCACCCAAUAGUUCACUGACUGAGGAAGAUGUUCAAAAGUUUAUUGCUAAUCAGGUAGCACCUUUCAAAAGAUUGCGAAGGGUGACAUUCAUCAACUCAGUUCCUAAGACAGCUUCAGGAAAAAUUCUCCGAAGAGAGCUUAUUGACAAAGCAAGAUCCAAAAUAUGAGAUCAUAAAUUUUUUUUUUUAGAACCGUUUUUCAGGGGUCAAAUUCUGUGAUAGAAUGUAAAUUCGAAGUGAAAUCUCACAGGGUAUGAUGUAUUGGUACUCUUAAAUGGUUGCUGUGGAUUGGAUAUGUAUCUGUGAUUGGUAUUUAUUGGGUCCACAUUGAU
Messenger RNA from Gastrolobium bilobum, 1841 nucleotides. RefSeq names its product probable CoA ligase CCL7. The transcript has 6 exons. NCBI's taxonomy places the organism in Eukaryota, Viridiplantae, Streptophyta, Magnoliopsida, Fabales, Fabaceae. The coding region runs from base 46 to 1677 and encodes 543 amino acids. Gene Ontology annotation, molecular function: CoA-ligase activity. The record is from RefSeq and is a predicted model, not a curated record.